This is a messenger RNA of Trichechus manatus latirostris (Florida manatee), 10277 nucleotides long. It is a transcript of the gene KLF12, whose product is annotated as KLF transcription factor 12. NCBI's taxonomy places the organism in Eukaryota, Metazoa, Chordata, Mammalia, Sirenia, Trichechidae. Gene Ontology annotation, biological process: regulation of transcription by RNA polymerase II. Gene Ontology annotation, molecular function: DNA-binding transcription factor activity, RNA polymerase II-specific; RNA polymerase II cis-regulatory region sequence-specific DNA binding. Bases 697 to 1848 code for a protein of 383 amino acids. The record is from RefSeq and is a predicted model, not a curated record. The transcript has 7 exons.
CUUCUACUUUUUUGCUGACCACCUAUUUUACCAGGCGUGAUGUCCUUCUCCAGGGACGGAUCCCUCCUGAUAACACGUCCAAAUAGAAGAAUAUAAAAAAAUCAAUUAUUUUACAUUUAGAAUAUUGGGUAACGUGGAGGCAGACAGACGUAUAGUGACAUUUAAGUAAUAGGACCUUAGUUAACCAGCAACCUUAACUAUUUGUGACCCCUCCAAUGACUGGGAGUUAUAUACACAAGGACUCUCAGAAGCCAACUAGAUGUCACAUGGUACACCCACUUCACUUACAAGAGAGAAUAUUUCAUCCUUCGGAUGUAUUUUAUAUUUCUUUCCAUGCAAAUUUAGCUAGCUUAUUUUUCUGGUUUCAAACAAAAUAUACAACGGAUGAGAAACAGCAAAUUUGAGUUGACCAUCUUAGCAAAUAAGAGGACCUUAAGAAUUAAUUAGUUAAAUUUCCUCAUCUUACUUAAAACCAAAGAGGUUAAGUGAUUUAUCCAAGGUCACUUGCCUAGAAAUAGUAACCCAAAUCCACUUGACUCUUAAUCCAGUAUUCUUUUUAUUCCACCACAGGGCAGAAGGAGGCUCUAUAAAAAGCAUCACAAUAUUGAGAAGUAACAGCGUAACAGGCUAUAGAAUGCAGAUACAAGAACUCAAGAAGCACCACGGUUUCAGAAUAUCAACACCUUUGAGAACAGAAUGUUAAUGCUUGAUGGAAUGCCGGCAGUCAGAGUCAAAACAGAGCUGUUGGAAUCUGAUCAAGGGUCUCCAGACGUCCACAACUAUCCCGAUAUGGAAGCUGUUCCCCUGUUGCUAAAUAAUGUGAAAGGGGAGCCCCCAGAGGACUCGUUAUCUGUAGAUCACUUCCAAACACAAACUGAGCCAGUGGACUUGUCAAUAAACAAAGCCAGGAUAUCCCCUACAGCCGUUUCAUCCUCCCCAGUUUCCAUGACAGCGUCUGCCUCCUCACCUUCUUCUACUUCAACCUCUUCAUCGUCUUCUAGUCGUCCAGCCUCAUCCCCAACUGUUAUAACAUCAGUAUCUUCAGCAUCAUCUUCGUCAACAGUAUUAACGCCAGGGCCCCUUGUUGCCUCUGCGUCUGGUGUAGGAGGCCAGCAGUUUUUGCACAUUAUCCAUCCUGUACCACCUUCAAGCCCCAUGAACUUACAGUCUAACAAACUGAGUCACGUUCACCGCAUCCCUGUGGUGGUCCAGUCGGUGCCUGUUGUCUACACAGCUGUACGGUCACCUGGAAAUGUGAACAACACUAUUGUAGUGCCCCUUUUGGAGGAUGGGAGAAGCCAUGGCAAAGCACAAAUGGACCCUCGAGGCCUAUCUCCCAGACAAAGUAAAAGUGACAGUGAUGAUGAUGACCUGCCAAAUGUGACCUUAGAUAGCGUUAAUGAAACUGGAUCUACGGCCCUUUCCAUAGCCAGAGCAGUACAAGAGGUACAUCAAUCCCCAGUAUCGAGGGUCCGUGGAAAUCGAAUGAAUAAUCAGAAAUUUGCUUGUUCAAUUUCACCAUUUAGUAUUGAGAGCACAAGACGCCAGAGACGGUCUGAAUCCCCAGACUCCAGAAAACGGCGUAUCCACAGAUGUGACUUUGAGGGAUGCAACAAAGUGUACACAAAAAGUUCUCAUCUGAAGGCUCAUCGGAGGACACAUACAGGAGAGAAACCUUACAAGUGUACCUGGGAAGGCUGCACCUGGAAGUUUGCGCGUUCGGAUGAACUGACAAGGCAUUACCGCAAACACACAGGAGUGAAGCCAUUCAAGUGUGCGGACUGCGAUCGCAGCUUUUCCCGGUCAGAUCAUUUGGCACUGCACCGCCGGAGGCAUAUGCUGGUGUGAGGAAGGCUACCUGUCCAGCUGAGCAUAAGAGCUGGAUCUCUUAGCGGCACCCGAUUCAGCAGGGCUGGAUCCCCUUCACAGUGUUAACACAAAAGGGCAUCACCAUCCCACGAUGUCUGAAACCAGAGCAGGAGAAAGAAGUAACACUUCUCCUUUUGGUCUGAAGGUAACCCCCAUCAUGACUACCCGAGAACAUCUUCACGCUGGCCUGGGAGAUCGGUGGCAUAAAUGCUGAGGAGACAGGCAUUGUUUUCCAUGCUGUGUACUCUGCCAUUUAAAGAUGUUUGUAGCUUGUACAUUUUCUGAGCUGUCAGACAUUUUAUUAUUGAUAUGUUAAAGCUCAACUGCCACAAAUCGAUGGCUAGAGCAAGACCUUUUAAAUUUGGAUUCUUCUCCCACCCUCCCACCCCUUCACCCCUUUUUACAAAAAUUUUAGUUACUGUCUGAGUGAGCUAGAACACACAUCCAAUCUGUUACCAGCAAGCAGCAUGAAAGUAGAAAAGAAGAAGCUGUUGGAGAGGUUCCAUUACCUGCAAAGAAAGGGGCACUCAAGCAGCCCUUUGCAAUAGUGAUGACGGCUAUUAGAUAUCACCCGCAACUUGUCAUUAUGCCAUGCCCUGAAGAGAACCAACAUCGAACCUGUCGUUUGUUGUUGAUUGUUUCUGUUUUGUUUUUAUUCUGUUUUGUUCAUCCGUUCAAGCAGAGGGGCAGCAACAUUUCAGUGGAACUCAAGUCCCGGUGUAUACCCUGGCAUGGUCUGGCACAGAGGUGUGCGUAGUUGAAUAGGAAGAGCCUGACUAAAAAACUACUGCCCCACUUCAAAUUGCAGUGUUCUGUCACCUAGGCCUCAUCUCUCCCAGCCCCUAGUAUUUGAUUACAAGGAAUCAGGGGGGAAAAGACUCUUAGACACACUGGCACCAAGGUAAGAGGUGGGGCGGCCCAGGUAAAGUCAGUGAACAUGAAAAAUCAGACAAAGCAGAGAUGGAAAUAAUGCGCCUCUUGAGGAGAAAAGCAAUAAUGAAUAAAAGGACUUCCCUACAAUAACUUCAAUGAGGACUCACGUUACCAAUUUUCAUACUUACUAAAGGGAUUGUAAGAAACACCCCAGCAUUUUAGAUGUCUUGGUUACAUUUACAGCGUUGAGGUAAUCUUUCUGCUGUUUGUUGUCCUGCUUGGUUGAGUACCACAAUUAAAGACUAUGCUCCCCUUUUCUUGUUUGAAAACAGUUAUUUUGGUGACUAGAAAGGCAAGGGAGGCAUAGCAGGAAAUUAACUCUUGGGUUAUUGGGUCAGUUCUCCUUGGAACUGAGUCAGCGGAAAGGGAAUGCUCCCCAAGGAAAGACUGACACGGUGCUAGUUUCCUCUCUUGGAGAGCCAAGGAGAGGCAACUCUCCAAUAGGUUCUUCUCUACAGAUUUCAUUUCCUAAACUGUUUGAGGACCCAGUGGUUCAUCGGUAUCUACAGGGAUGUUGAACCCACUCAUCCUGUGCUGAGGAUGAAAGGAAACUAUAGUCCCAUCAGCCCCUCUAAUUGUGAACCUUUAUUGCAACUAGCAAAGUAUACAGUAAACAAAGCAAUACAUCACCAACAAGCAUUCUUUCAGAAAAAAAUGAUCACAUUUUUUUCCCCACUAAAAGCUGUUUUUUUUCCAGCUUUAUGUGGCUAAGGGGCUUGGUGAGGUUUUUUGUUGUUGUUGUUAAGAAUUUUUAUAGCUUAGAUAUAAAGGGUCUUCAGAAAAGGCCUUUGCAAUAUAUUUUAAUUACAAACACUUGAUUUUGGGAAUGGCACAAAUUAACCUCACAAUAUUACUAGCUCAUUUUUUAAAUGUUUGAACAUGCUGAAAUAAUUUCUGGUUAUGGAAUUAUCCUUUUAAGGAUUAUCUUCUAAUUCAGAUAAUCUUGUUCUGAUGAAGGAAGAACUAUGAACAAUGAAACAAGGAAGAAUUGUGUUGGAUGGUAUUAAAAAGGAAUUUUUAAAGAUGUUCAAGCAGAAGUAUAAUGAUUUUCAGGUCAAAUUCUGUCUUCAAAAAAUAUGUGCUCUACAUUUUCUGCCAGGUCUGAAAAAAAUUCAUCAGGCAAUUUCCCUCCAACAAGGGCUGCAAUUCUAUUGAUAAGUAGCUUCUUUGGCUACACAAUCUACUACCCACCAAGCACUGGGGUUUUUUACCAACUGGAAAGUUUUUUUAUCUGUACUGUAUGCAACUCCUACUUAUCAUUGCCUGUGACCAUUCAAAAUAGAAAAAAAGGCUUCUUGAUGCAUGCCAGCGUUGGUGACUGGUCAGUGGCAACGAUCACAGAGAGUGGCGAACACAGCUAUGAGCUCCUGUACACCAAUUCUAGAACCUAGUUGGCAGGUAGUAGAUAAAUCACUCAGGUAAAGCGUAGAUUUGAUUUAAUUCUGCCUGUACUCAUUGGAAAGACCAGUCCAUUUCUCUGCUGAGAGAUGUCUUGGGAGUGUUACAGGUAGGAAUGGUUGUUAGAAUUCAUAGAACUGACAGGCAGUGGGAGCCUCCUGAGUUAGUUACAGCUUGGUUUAAACUUAGCACAGAACUAAACGAUCUGCUCCUCUCUAAUAACAUAGGAAAGAUUCAGGGAAAUAAGCUUUUCUUCUUACCCUCUGAAAGUGGAAACCAGACUGAGACGGUAAGUUAAACAGGGAAGCCUGUCAGCAUCACGCCAUUUCUCCCUCUUAAGGUAUCAAUGCUUCUAAAGAGGGAUCCAAGCACAAAUAAGUGAACCCGUCACUGAUAGAGGAGAGAUGUUUAAAUCAGUCCCCAGGAGCUGAAAUUUAUUUGGGACUUGGCUUGGGACAUAGCAGAUUCUCCUUGCUGAGCUUUCUAAAAGUGUUUUCUCAUGGAAAGGAAAGUGGUUUUGGACGGAAGGAAAUGGGUUUUUAAGUAGGGAUAUCGUUAAGCAUAGAAAAGGCGCCAUUUCAUUUUAUGUCCAUUUGUAGCCUCUUUGAAAAAGCACAGUACGUGAUGAGCAACAGAAAAGGGGUAGAGUCCUGAAGAAAUUGGCAGGUUGUUCUCUAACUGGAAGCAUUCUUUGGUUUUAUAUUUGAAGCUGUUGGAUUUGCAGCUGGGGAUGUGUGUAUGUUCGUGAACGUAUAUGCAUAUUGCUGUCCUGGUUUCAGAAGCUGCGGUAGACAUGACUCUCUCUUUGCAUUGUAGAGAUUGAUUUCAGGGGAGUUUAAGGAUUUCAAGGAAAAGUUAUGAGGUUCCGACUGAGAUGUUAAUAGAUUCCCUUCUCAUAUUCUGAUCUUAAAUUGUUUGGAAAAAACAUUCCCGCUCCCUUACCGCCCUCCAGCCCCAUCCCGUCAGUUGUGCAAAGGCUCGGAGCAUCCAGCUUAAUAAAUUGUCUUUAAGUUCUGUUAAGGCAUAUGGUAACGAAAUUCCAAAUGACUUUACCAUAGAAAUUAUACUACUGCCUGGCAUUACUUUUACAAAACACUAUAGAACAGUUAGUUUCAAAAGCAGUAAACGUAACCUAGACCACAUUUUUUUUUUUUAAGAUGGGCACUUUUUAUUCACUUUAGUGUUUAAGCGAGAAAUAGGAAGACCCUUUUCAGGGAAAAAAACAUAAACAAAAUGCUACAGUGUUUACAAAUGCCAGUUCCAGAUGAUUAGAAAGGCCAGUUUCUUUAUGCCUGAAACUUGGAAUAGUUUAUGCAAAGACUGUGUUCUUUUUUUUUUAAUACAACUUUUUUUUAACUUCAAGUUACCAUUUGUAUUUUAAACAUAAAUAUAAUUCUGCACUUUGAAAUCAGUUCACUAGAAUGAUGACCUGUUUAUGGAUAAAGAUGCAGUAUUCCUUAUUCUGUGCUUUAUUUAUUAUACUUACUAAAGCUGCAAUUGAAUAAAUCCGGUGAGGUGAGGCCUUCAAAUGUGUUACUACGACUUUGUUGUUAUGACUGCUUAGAAAUGUAGCCAUGAUAUUGUUAUAAAGGUGUCUUAACAUUUCUAGUAAGGACUGACAGAAUUUAAGCAGUGUUAACAGUACCAGCAUCCAUGUUUCAUUGAGAGUUACAGUCUGUGUCUAAAGGACUAAAGUGAUAUAACUUUUAUGAAUCAUCAUAGGCCCAGGAAGCCUGAAUACUCAUAGUGCAUAAUCCAGUCUCAGAUUUUUGCUCUUUACUAAUUCCUGUAAAUUUAGCAGGUGAAAUCUAUUCAGUUACAACUUACAUUGAUCAAAUCUCCUACUUUAGUUUUUCUGAGAUGGUGCACCCCAUAAAAAAAAAUCUUUACAAGUUGAUUUUUUUUUUAGAAAAGGGGUUUGGUAAGUCAUGUCUUCCAUAUUAUAGUUCUUCUUAUCCCCAUACUACCUUUCCCUUACCUGUACAGGCAUCCCCAACACAUACAUAUGUGUAUACACAUCUGUAUAUGCAGCCAGUUGGCUAUGCAUACUUAAUAAGCAUCAACAAAGACAUUUUUUAAAAGAGAAAAUUUGUAAUAACCCAUGCUGUCUAGAAAUGUAAGUUAUUUACCAGCUUAUAAUGCUAUAUAUGACUUUACCUGCAUUUUAUAGUUAAGAAAUGUACAUAAAACUAAAAAUGCUAUAUUUUCACAGUUUCAUUAUAGAGUAAUGUCUGUUUAGCAACCCAUGCCCAUUGGUACACAUUAAAUAUGCUAAAUACUGAGCAAUUGCAAUAGAAAUUCAGAUUUUCAUAAGAAAAUGAAAUAGGAUACUGCAUCUUUAAAAAAAUAGAUUGAAGAUAUUUUACUGUAUUCGUAACGUGAUAGUAGAAAAAAUAUUUUCAAACUCAAAUUUUACAGAAGUUGUAAAUAGUUUGAUGAAGUAUGUUGGGGAAAAGAGCUCUAGUUUUCAUCACAAUAAAUAAAAAAUAAAAAUAAAACUUGUUCAGAUAUGCCUUGUAUAUCUUCCACAUGAUUAGCUGUAUUGCCAUGGCAACUCAACUGUUCCACUUUGUCAGAGCACGUUCCUUGUCUUCAGAAUGGAGUGGCCACUUGUCUCGAUUUAACCAGGAUGGUUUAAAACACAAUGAAGUCAUUCUGAGUUGCGGACAACUGAUUCCAAACUCAAAAUAUCUUUGCCUAAAAAGGGGAAAACAGCUACACAGGAUUUUACUUGUGCUAAUUUUCUCAGUGAUAUUUCUACCUUAACAAAGUGGUUCUUAAUUAAAAAACGAACAUACAGGUGUUUAUAUUUUAGAGUCAAUACUUUUAGGCAUAGUUACCUGUUGACAAGAUUAAGUGUUGUGGAUAUGGCCACGUGUUAAAUGAAUCUCUACUGGCAAUAGAAAUAAGCUAAUGCCCAUUUUCAGAAAUGAAUUAAAAGCUGAAAGUGCCUGUCAAUAAACAUUAUGACCGAUGAGAACUUCUAUACAUUUACACAGCAAUAAUCCUUCAUCAGACUGGGUUUUUCCUCCACAUUUGGAAAACACACACAAUCACAAACACACACACACAUACACACACAGUAAUUUAUGCACAUAGUAAAUUAAAUCUAUUGACACACCCACAAAAUCUUUUGUGUCUUUUUAAUAUACCUAAGCUUAUUUGCAUUAGCAUUUCUUAAUUUGAUCUUUCUCACUUGUGGAAUGUAGAGUGCAAAUCUGAACAUUAAAGUUAACUUCAGUGUAUAGUAUGGCAUAUGGCAAUUACAAUUUUUAGAUAAAAACUUCACUGUGAUUUGCCCUAAACUUAUAAAGCACUGUUUUUGGCUCAUAAAGUUUUAUUCAGUAAAAAAACAUAAAACAAUUAUUCAGAGUAUAACACUGAGGAUUUUUUGCUUAGUUGUUUGAUUUUAUCCACUAAUAUCAAAUGCACAAAUUACAUUUCUUUUAUUCCUUUUUUCCUUAAUAUUUCCUGUUAUCAUCUAAGAACCAUUUGUGAAUAAAUAUUAACAAAAUCAUUUCUACCCAAAAAGUCUACUAAAGUGCUACUACUAAGACUUAGUAAGCCUAAUCUUCAGCCAGGGUUUGCAGCUAAUUCUGAAAACUACCAGAUUUACAUUCAGAAGUUCACAGUUUUUUUCCUAUAAUUAUUUUACUGCUAAAAGUGGAGUCAGGGAUAGAAAUAUGCGAUCAGAUCAUUUGAACAGACAUGAACCCUGCAAAUUCUCCAACCCUACUGUCUCAGAGCACGAAUUCACCCAAACAAGCUAUUGAGGCUAUCAGUAAAAUUAUACUCUUUCAGAGCUGAACGUUUUGUAAGAGCAAUUAAAAAAAAUAUGACUGUGAUUAAACAUCCAGGCUUCAGACCGUGAACAUGAUCACGAUGGACAUUGCUUUCCAGAACCUGACCACAUGCCUAGAAAGCCAUCUACUCUUUCCUGUUUCAAGUUUCAGAUAAGAAGAAAGGGAGGAGGAAAUGUGCUGGGGCUUGUGGGGUAGAGUCCCUCUGUAAGUGUCAAAGGAAUGUCUCUGGAUUCCUUCAUUUCACUGAAGUGAAGUCUUACGUCUGGGUGUCCUUCUGCAUGUUGUCUGACAGUGUUAAAUUGGAAGGUCAAAGAUUCAGGAAACCAUGAAAAUAAUAGCUAUCCUUUAUUGGACAUUUGCUGUGUACCAAGAAUGACGCUAGGCACUCUUUAGACGUGUUGCCUUUGCCUCUAAUCUCCACAACAGUUCUACGUUUUACGGAUGGAAGAACUGAGGCACAGAGAGGGUGGCUGUGUUGUCUGUGAGCACAGAAAUGGUAAACGGUAGAGUAGGAAGGUGAGUCCGCUUACCCCUGUAUUCGAAGCCUUUGUCCCUCCCACUCCACCAUGCUUCACCUCUAUGCCCCACAGCCAAGUUUCCGUAUUUCUAACUCUAAGUAGUUCUAUUAUGGGCAGCAUGCAUGCGUAGGAAUCAUAUUUUCCAAGUAAAAUAUUGGAACAUGAUGUAACACAUGAUUUGGUGGUGGUACAGAAUAUUUGAAAUCAGGACUCUCCUGGAAAGUCAGAUAUGAAGGGUCAUAAAAAAACAGCAACAACCAGAUGUCUCCCUGAAUUUGUCACUUUCCUCCUAAAUGGUUGGCCUGGAGCCCUAAAAUCGAUCAAAACUCUACUUAGUAGCAUUUUAGCCUGAAUUGAUUUUCUCAAUUCUGCAUAUUUCUUUGUAUGUGUAGUAAAAACUUUUCCAAUAUAGAUUCAAAAUUUUCACCUCCAUGGAACUAGUGUUAACAUCAGAGCCCACUCGUGCAGUGGUUAAUGGGGUGGUAAUGGGGUGGCAAUCACAGCAUAUUUGGAUGAUGAACAAGGAAAAAUAAGACAAUUCCUUUUCAGAUUUCUUGCCUGAUAGCACCACCGUGGAAUGUUUUAAAUAGUCCCAUAAAUGGUUCGUCUGUAGUAUUGUUAGUUUAAUUGAAUUUUCUGUUAAGAAGCUAUUCAACAUCAGAGAAAUGAACCCGCCCCCCACUUUUCUGUGUAGAACAAGGUCUCUGACAGUAUUGAUUCAUGCAAGUACUAAUGGACUUAGCAAACAUUAAGAGAAUGGCAUUUCUCAUAGUGUUUCUGUUUCUGAAAAUGAAUCUCCUGAAUUAUGAUCUUCCCAGUUACUUGGCUGGCGGAAGAGAUAAAACCUCUAUAAACAAAUUCCCUUCCGUGCUGAAAGCAAGGGUUCUGUAUGUACAACCUACUGAAGACUGAGACUCAGUUAAUUGGGUUUCACAAGCAAUAAUUUCUCAACAACAAAACCACAACUUAGAGUUGAAGCGAGAUGAAUAGUGGAAAUAGUCACAUCAGUACUUUUUCUUUCUGGAUUUCAUCUCUAGAAAUGUGAAGUGUUUGAGAUAACAGAGUCUGCCCUUUGUGCAAGGAAAGAACCAAUGACUUCUCUUGUGUGAGUUAUAUCUUGCUUCUUCUAAAGCAGGUUAAACCAAGACCUUCACAGAGAUUCAUUUUUGUUGAGAAAUGAGGGUGAAGAGGAGGGUAGAAUGUGGGUCCAAAUCUAGUAGUAAACAUGCCCAAGCAAUCAAAAAGUAAGAUAUUUUAGGAACAUACCAGUACCUUUCCUUUCUGCUAAUUUCACACGCUAGAAUUAUAGCAUACCACAUUAUAAAAAAUACAUUUGCCCUACUUGUAUUUCUAGUUUUUUCCAUAGCAGAAUUUUGUAAUUACAUCCAGACUAUAGUAUAUAUUUUGUUCCUCAAGCUUUAUUACAUUGGAUGGGUAUUGUUGAACUGGGGCACUGGUGCCUAUACUCAAGGCUCUUUCCUAUCAACUUGUCUGUCCACAAUUUGUAGUGUUUAAAGAUUCAUUUUUUUGAAAAUCGCUAUCCCCCCACAGGAUGGUGGCUGUAUUGUUUUGUCCAUGUCUAUGUGGGACACAUUGCAUCACAUGGCUAACCAACUCUCUGUGGAUGUGAGAUAACUACUUACAAAACCAGCUUGAAAACAUUGUCUUAUGUAUUAUGUCAUCCUGCAUCAUAAUGUAAUUAUGUGUAUCAUAACAUGCUCAUUUAAAAAAAAAAAAAAAGAAACCAGCAAAUUCA